CAAAUCGCAAAAGGCUGCAAGUAAAAAUUGUAAUUGAAGAAAAAAAAAAAAAAGUUGCAAAUUCAUCUUUACAUUUUCAAGGGCACUGGGUGGCAGAACUCAAUCGAACUCACAGAUUAGCUUGGUACGACAUGGCUUCGAGCUCUCUGCAACGAAUCACGGGCCAAGGGUACCGGGCUCUGCACACUGCAAUGCGUCCUCUUGCUAGACCUUUCUCAACGGACGCAUUGGUCGAAACCGAGAUCAAGUCCGGUGAGAUCGGCAUGGUCUCUGGGAUCCCUGAAGAACAUCUUCGCAGAAGGGUGGUAAUAUAUUCACCUGCUAGAACUGCGACUCAGCAAGGAUCUGGAAAAGUUGGAAGGUGGAAAAUCAAUUUUCUGUCAACACAAAAGUGGGAAAAUCCUUUGAUGGGUUGGACAUCAACGGGAGACCCUUAUGCCAAUGUUGGUGACUCUGCUCUCAGCUUUGACAGUGAAGAAGCUGCAAAGGCAUUUGCAGAGAAACACGGAUGGGAAUAUGUGGUGAAGAAGCAGCAGACACCAUUGUUGAAGGUGAAGGCGUAUGCAGAUAACUUCAAGUGGAAGGGCCCUCCCAAAGCUGAAUAGGGCUAAGUUUAUUGCUAUUCUUGUCUCCUGAUUCUGUCAUAAGAAGCAAGGUUAAGGCUUGCAGCCUUUUUUUUUUUCUUGUCUAGUUGCAAGUUUCUACAAGUCAAUACUCUGUAACAUCUUAUGGGAUGGUUUCUAAGUGAAUUCUUCUGAUAAUAAUAACGGACUGAGGGGUUGUACUCUUUUGCCUU
This is a messenger RNA of Carica papaya (papaya), 796 nucleotides long. RefSeq names its product NADH-ubiquinone oxidoreductase-like protein (gene FRO1). Lineage: Eukaryota; Viridiplantae; Streptophyta; Magnoliopsida; Brassicales; Caricaceae. The record is from RefSeq and is a predicted model, not a curated record. Gene Ontology annotation, biological process: electron transport chain.